AUGGAAACUUUCAAAGCGGUUAUUGAGCGGCGUUCUCCAUUUUCAAUAAAAUUACUCAACCGCAGGUACGUUGCAAUCCAUCUUGAGCGAAUCAAAAGCUUAUUAAAUAGGGAAGAUGCUAUUGCCAGCCGCCUGGACAUGGGAACUUACAGGCAGUACGUAAAUGAGCUGGAGCAUAACUGGGACAACAAUAUUUACAUCGGGUGCUGCAUGUUGCACAAGGAGAACCAUGCAGAAAAACCGAUAGCCUUGGCUAUCGCCUCUGCAAGCGCAUACAGGGCAAAUGUCAGGAGGCCAAUGGGGCUCAAUUGGCGAAGAACUGACGCCUACAGGCAGAAGGAACAACAAUGGUGUCUGGAUUAUUUGGUGAGGGCUAGCGAGUUUAGGGGUAGGGGGGUUGGUUGCUUUGGGCUGGUUGGUUUGUUGGAGUGUUUCUGCAGUCGUUUUGAUGAUUGGAUGUUGUGGCUGUUGCUGGCUUCUGCAACAGAAACACGCUUUCUUUGUACACAGGUGUUGGGUUUCUUGUCACGUCGCUCGACUCUGACAAGAAUCCCAUCAUGUCAUUACAAGUCCAGGACAUUGGACAGAGAGAGCGCAGAAAGAGCGGCGGCUGCAGAACAGGGUGGUGCAGAACAGGGUGGUGGAGAUGGUGGUGAUGGUGGCGGUGAUGGUGAUGGUGGUGGAGGAAGACCGCCGUACAACCUGCAAAGAGGAGGAAGGCAAUUUGGACGGAGAGGAGAUGGUCGUCAACGAUGUGGUCACAGAAAUGACUUGGUGCAGGAGGUAGAACCGCGCUUAUGUUUUAGAACAAUGGAACAACUUACAUUGUCUAAAAUGCAGCUGGUUCUACCUCCUCGCGCCGAAGGCCUUGAACAAGAUCUCGUCAGGCACCUCUGGUCCAUGUCGGAAAUGGCCGCCCUCAAUCCAGGUUCACAAGCCUUUCUUAUCCACCUGAACCUCGCCAAGCAGUGCCAUCAUCAUAUUGCUCACCAAAGGCGUCUCCACAUGUCCAGAUGGAUAACGGAGCAGACGGCAGAAAAUCGCGAAGACGAACAAUGGAACCGGCGUUUUGCUUCGCUGGCAAACAACGUCUUGCUGCUCUGGGGCGUGUUUACCAUGCCAUGUUUAGAAUUGCUGGACAUCGGCUAUGCUGCAGCGUCUCGUCCUGGCGGAUUGAAAGACAUUGUCCGUUUGUGCAGGAAAACAUGCAGCUCAGGCACAGAUGCGCAAGUAAGUUUUCACACACAUAUAAGAUCAAUCCAUAUCUUGCUUUUAAUACCUAAUAUGGCACUAUUUUUUAAGGUGCAGCUUGCGUCUGGAGACAUUGUUUCCUGAGCUGGCCAUCGGAAAUGGAGAUGGUUUACGCGAAGUGACGAUACUUCGCACAAGAGGUUGGCUGGACGACGGCGAUGUCGAAGUGGAUGAAGCGCUGUCUACUUUGCUCUGGCAAAACAUCGAACGUAAGACUGGCAGGUGUGAACAACUGCCCGGCACACGACAUAGAUACAGAAUUGUUGGUUAUGACACGCAGGAGGUAAAAAAGCACACUUAGUAUAGUACUUAAUCGCAGUGCUACAAACUUCGCAAGAACACCUUAGCGGUGCAUGGGGCCUGGAAAAGGAUGAAAGGCCUUUCCAAGGUAUGUACUGUAAAACACAGAGGAUGGAUGGUGUUUUUCUAAAAUCUUUUCCAGCCAGCCGAUAACUUCAUGAAAUAAAGCAUAAAACAAACUCAGCAACUUAAAGAUGAUGGAAGCGUUCUAUUCCGAGUAUGUUUUAUGCUUUAUUUCAUAGUUAUUACGAUUUUAUUUCAGCUCCUUACUUGUGCAGGAUGCAGCACCGCGAGCAGGUUCACAGAGAAGGGCGAAGAAGAGUUUUCUGGACGCCACAGUAGUAUCAAUAUAAGGUACGAUUGACUGUGAUAAUAAUGACUCAAUGCAUUAAUAAGAAAACAAGUAUUACUCAAUAUUACAUAAUGUCAACUAUCAUUAACUAAAAAGAUUUAUAAUCACUAUUUUGCAGAUUUCAGUUCAUCGCAUCCUCGUCCACCGCGGUUGUAUACAUGCAGUAA
This is a messenger RNA of Paramuricea clavata, 2070 nucleotides long. The record is from the annotation of a GenBank genome assembly. NCBI's taxonomy places the organism in Eukaryota, Metazoa, Cnidaria, Anthozoa, Malacalcyonacea, Plexauridae.